AUGGCUGCUCAUAGUGGAGGUGUUGAAUGGACUUCAAUUGUGAAAUCCAUUUUAUCUGCUAGUUUCGGUUGUUUUACGAAAUCUGAUUUAAUAGAACUUUGUAAAGCUAUUAUAAAAAGCGAAAAUGAAUUAUUAGAUCACGACCCGGCGUAUGAAACUUUUUAUUUAGCUUUUGCUUCAUUAGCAGCAGACUACAUUAGUUCAAAAUGUAUUUUGGUGGCAAAAAAUCAAAUACCUUUGGUGACACAAGCUUCAUCCAUUUUGGCAAAUUAUGUAUUACAACAGUUGAGACAGUAUACAACUCGAGGAGAAACUGUUCUUACAUUAAAGCAAAUGCUUUCUCCGCUGGUAUCUCUAUGUGCUGGCAAUUCUUCUAUAACAUCUUCCGAACUUGUAGUUCUCACUGCAAUUAUGAAAAAUGCUCAAAUACCUGAACAUAUUAAAUUCACCAUAAGCACUGAAUAUGAGAAAGAUACAUCUAAACAGGAUGCUACAAAGCGUUCCAGAACUGAUUUAGCUUCAUCUAUAAUAGAGCAGUUGGGCAUGCCUCUUAAUUCAUUAUUACAUUCAGAGUCUUCAACUGCAAAUGUCCCAAGCGGUCAAAUAUCACAAAGUACUGCUGAUGUAGCAGAUAAAGAAAAUAGUGAUGAAGCUGAUCAUCAUAAUGAAAUAAGGACGAUUUUUUCACAAGCGAAUAUCAAUAUUAUGCAAACUUUGGGGGCUGGUGAUGUGUUAUUAGGUUUAGCUCUCUCGAUUCCAACAGUUGCUCGUUACAAAAUUAAAUAUACUGAGGCCAUUACAAAUAAUAAAGGUUUGAGCAUGCCCAGUACUCAUUCAGAUGCUCUUGCCUUAAAAUCAAGUUUAUCUGCAAUAUCAUCUGAUAUUAUUCUGGUAAAUAUGGCAUUGGCUUUACCUGUUCUGGAACCUUUUACUCCAGCAAAAAUUUCUCAACUUAGCCUGAUCACAUUAUCAUGUCUAUAUUGUGCAGUUUCAACUACAAUUGCUUAUAGCAUUAUUAAUAUGAGUGGUAGUACUCUGCCCAAAACACAGACUACAAAUGGUCCAGUAACACCAACAAAAGAAGAUGAGCUAGAUAUGCUAGCCGUGAAUGUUAUGGAGAAAUCACUAGAAUUGUAUAAAAAUGUAGGAAAUGUAUUGAAAAAUUCUACUAAGGGUGGAGGCCAUAUAUAUCAAAACCAUUUAUUUCUGGGUGCUUGGAUUAGUGUAGGUGGACUACAGAACGCGUUAGGUGCCAGUACUAGUAUAUUACUUAAGGAUGAUAAAGGAAAAAGUCCUAGUAAAAAUAGAGAUUUACCUAGAGUCAAUCUUGUUAAAGUCCAACAAGGCUUUGGGAUACUAACUGCAGCAUUGGCUAAGCAAACUUUGCCGCUAUUAGCAGGACUGCUGCAAGACUUGCAACUUGAAUCAGGACUUACUGAUAGCUGUACAGAAAUUACACCAGUACCUGCAGGCUUGGAUGUAUUAGGAAACUAUUCAGCUCUCCAAAGAGUUAUGAGAAUUUUGCAAAGCGCUCCUAUUUUGCAAUUAUUCACAUAUAUCGCCACUGUGUCAUACCGUAAAGCAUGUGCUCUUAAAAGAGCUUCAAAACAUCCAUUAAUGGGAGAUGCAUUGAGUCAAAGUGAUUCUACAACGUAUUAUCAAGAUCUCUCAUUUUCAGAAGAUAGUGAUACAGAAGAAGAAAAAAACAUUUUCAUAAACAUUGAACUUGAAGAUGACAGUGAGUCUUACCUGGGACUUUGGUUCAAAGAAACAUUAGCUCCUGAAACAAUAGAACCAGAGCCACCGGAAGUACCUCCAGAAACUGUGACAACAACUAGUAACAAAGGAAAUAAUUUUGUGUCUGAUAGAGAAGAACCCCAUGAGUACUUAGAACUGGCUACUGCUAUUUUUAAAUUCUUGGACUCCCAUUUAUCACUAUGUACAAUUCAUAGUGCUUGUCAAGAUGGUUAUUUGGCUCAUUAUAUUCAAACUGGAUUAACAGAGCAGCAAAUGUGUUUAUUAGCUGCUAUAUUAAGAGAUUUAGAUAGAGAUGCUGCUAAAAAUUUAGAUGCAAUGAUGGGUUAUUGUGCUGUUUGGCAAUCUGCCUGUAUUAGUUUUUCCCAGUCUGUUGGUUGUUAUGUUCAUAAUAUGAUUGCCAGCGGUUCCAUUAAUGAAGUACUUCAAAUAGCUUUUUUGACAAAUUUAGGGGUAAACCCUUGGUUACAAAGUAGUCCUUGGCCACUACAGGUAUAUUCACAUACUUUAGCUGUUUUGGCCCAAGUUAUAUUAUUGAAACCUCAGCAAGAAAAGGAAUCUGCGUGUAUUCAACUUUGGUCGAGAUUAAUCAACACACUUGUGGAUAGCAUCUGCAAUUCGGGUGACAACUCGGAGGAUGGAGAUGAUAUGAAUAUAGAACAUGCACAACUUUUGCUGUUUCUAUUUCAUUCAUUGAACCUCAUGCAAAAAAAAUCUUUACUGUUACAAACUGCUGGAGGGUUAAUAAAAUGUUCUGAAGUUUGUGUUGGUUUGGAAAAUAACACAAUGAUGAAUCAAAAAAUUUUAAAGGAUAAUCAAAUUUUGUUAUUAUCAAGAUUUCUUCUUCUAUUAGAAUAUUUGAUGAAGCACUUGUAUGAUGCUCCAAAGCAAUUACUGGAACAGGUACAUUGUAAUUUAUUUCAAAUGGAUAGAAAAUCUUCAAAGAAAUCUUCAAAUAUUAGAUUUUCUCCCUGUGAUGAAAUUGAAGACAAUUAUAGAAAACUUGGUGGAAUAGAUGAUUUGGGCGUUAGACCCAAAUUUUAUAUACUGAGUAAUGUUGAAUAUAGUAAUCAAGACACUCCAAAACUUGAUGGUUUAGCAUGCAGCUUCAUUCUGGGCAGUCCUGACAAACUACGAUAUGCUGAUUUAAUCGAUUCACUUAUCAAAAUACUGAAUGUUAUUAAUAUGUGUUUUGAGAAAAUGGGAUAUCAAACACUUGGACCUAUUCAGUACUGCUUCUUCCUUUGUUGGAGGUUAUUAGUGAUUUUGCCACCUUCGAUAGACCAUAUGAAUUCUCAAUGUACUGAAAAUUUAGUAACAGGCUCAAUGGCAUUACAUUCACUUCUGUGGAUUCCACGUGCUGCUAAUACAAAGGCAUUUAGCAGAUGGAUGACUGAUUCACUUGUUAAGCAGGGAAUGUAUACACAAAAUGCUGAAACUUUAUUGAGAAGUGUAACAGAGAAAGUUCAUAACCCAAAGUUUGAUAUUAAUUUAACCAUACAUUGUAUUAAGAAAUUUAAUGCUGAUUUUAAAAAUGGAGAUAUACCAAGAUUGUUUGAUAUUGUGUUACUAGAUGCUUUAUUGUCCAAGUUGUUGUUAAUAUUUAGGGAAAUUGUUAAUGUGGAAACUAAAAACAGUCACUCAGAAAAGAUAACUGAUUUAUCUUCACCAGAAACUAUAAAAGCAACACAGAACUUAAUGACAGAAUUCAUGCCACAUCUUCUAGAAUUUGUGAAGACCUGCAUUUGGAGCAUUAACAAUAUUAUUACUGAAGAUGUUUCUGAAUCAGAGCAUUUUAAAUCAGCUGUGAUGCCCCAUUUGCUGCCUCUGUCAUCUCAAAAGCACAAUUUGACCACUGAUUUGAGUGUUGCGCUUUGGUCUUUAUUACCAGCACAGUUAAAAGCUGUCAUUACAAAGCCAAGAAAUUCAGAUAUAUCAGAUUUAUCACCAGGACUUUUUGAUAAUGACAUUAUUCCUUCGGAAAGCUUUGUAUUAUCGGUUAUUAAUGGACAUGUGAAUAAUUUAUCUGGACAAUCUGCGUAUUCAGUAACAUCAUCUCUUAAAAAAUUGUUUAAGACUGCUGUAGAGUUAUUCAAUGACCAUGUGAAUGCUGUUCUUGAUAGUUCCAUAAAAAAUUCAGCAGUAGAUGUAUUUGUUGCCCUUUUAUUAGAUGCCAGAGCUGAAUAUAUUUUUAGCACCACAAAAAAUAUUGUUGACAAACUAAUUGGUGACGAAAAUACUGAAUUGCAUCAAUUAAAAGUAUAUAUGCAAGUACUUAAUCAUAGUUAUAGAUUAAUAACUGAAUACUCUUUUGUAAAUAUGGGAAACGAACUAAUGGAAUUGGAUGAGAAAGUCCUUCACAGUAUUUUUAAAUUUUGGGAAAAAAUGUUGGAUAAACAAAUGGGCCAAAAUGCACUAUAUCAAUUUUUCUGGAUUGCGAAUGAGGGAAGUCUUGUUCAAGUGUUAUUAUCUAUUGGAACAUUUUCAAGAACUCAGGGAUAUUCUACAAAAGUACUACAUUUUUUCAAUAAAUUAUUUCAAGUUUCUGAAAAGUCAGAAAAAGAUUCAAAUUUGGAACAGUUGUGUAGCAGUAUUGAUGAUUUGGUUUCUGUAGAUGAAGAUCAUUUGCAAGGGUGGCUGAGUCAGAUUUUACUUGGUACCCGUGAACAUCAAAGAUCCGCAAGUGUUAGUUCCAGUAACGUUCCCACACCAACAAAUGCUACAAAUAAUACUCCUCCGUCCAAUGAGAAAGAAUCUACUCCUAAGCCAGAUAAUACAAGCACAUCUGAUGCUCAAGCCACUGGACAUAUUACAACAGCUGCUGAGCAGCAAAAUAAUACUUCAACUGGUUCAAGUAUUGAUGCUGCCAAUGCUGAAGUAACUACAACUGCUGAUAAUUUGUGGGUUGUUGCUUCUGAACGAUCUCCAUUGCUUGAUGAUGGACAUGUCAGAAGAAAAAUAAAAGAGGAUAAAAGUAUCCUAGAGGAAAACGGACAGUUACUCCAAACACUCACUAAUUAUAUUGUUACUGGAAAUAAAAUUGUACCAGCUGUUUCACAAACUAUUCUUCAAUCAUUGAUUCCCCUUGGCUCACAAAUAUUAUGUCCAUUACAAGAUUGUUUAGCUUUUCCUGAUUUGAUGAAUAUUAUGACAACACUAGCAGAUGCCAAUCAAGGAAAAGGACAUGCACUUUUAUUUGCUGCAGUUACUGAAUGGCUUGAGAUAUGUCAUCAGUACUUAACACAAAAGGAAGUAAUAGAAAAAUUGGAAAGUGGGGUUUGUGGUAAGCACGAGUCUGUAUUGGAAUCAGCAACUUGUUUAUUAAGAUACCUGACUGAUCUUUUACAUGGACUUGGUUCAUUAAAUGCAAGAAGUACAAAUCCACCUUGGGAUGUUGACCUUCCUCCUGAAACAGAAGAGUGGCCUGAUGACUUACAAGAAGAUGAAGAAAGUGCAGCUGAUGAUUCUGAUGAAGAUUCUUUAUGCAAUAAACUAUGCACCUUUACAACCACACAAAAAGAAUUUAUGAACCAGCAUUGGUAUCAUUGCCACACUUGUAAAAUGUUGGAUGGAGUAGGCGUAUGUACAGUUUGUGCUCGAGUUUGUCAUCGCGGUCAUGAUAUUAGUUAUGCUAAGUAUGGUAACUUCUUCUGUGAUUGUGGGGCAAAAGAGGAUGGAAGUUGUCAAGCUUUAACAAAGCGUGGUGCACAAUCUAGUGACUCAUCACAGUGCCAAACUGGUGCAUCAAGCAGUAACGAUUUAGUUCAACCUACUUCUAUUAGGAGAAGAUUAUCGAGUCCUUUAAUCCCUCAAAAAAUAUAUGAGGUUGAAAAGCAUCCCACUCUUGCAAAACAAAUCGAUUCAAGUCGCGAAAGUCUCAAACAGUCAUCACAAUGGAAACAAGUAACAGAACUUUUAUUGAAUAUGACAGAGGCACUUAUUCCUGCUUUAAAUUUGAGUUGUGCAAGAAAUUCCGUUGUAGGUUGUCACAAAAGGGCACAAGCUGCAUUGGCACAACUACAUCUACCUAAUAAGAAAUUUAUUACCAGUGAAAAACUAAUGGUCCCCACAUUAGGCUCUCAAGAAGGUGCAUUUGAAAACGUUCGAAUGAGUUUUUCUGGUGAACAAGGAGCAACAAUUAGACAACUACUAUCUGCACACAUGAUAAGACGUGUUGCUAUGUGCUGUUUAAGUUCACCUCAUGGUAAAAGGCAACAUUUAGCUGUUUCUCAUGAAAAGGGUAAAAUCACUGUGCUUCAGUUAUCUGCAUUGCUUAAACAAGCUGAUACUUCCAAGAGGAAACUUACUUUGACCAGAUUGUCAUCUGCGCCAAUACCAUUUACAGUAUUAUCAUUGACAUCAAAUCCAUGCAAUGAAGACUUUUUGGCAGUCUGUGGACUUAAAGAAUGCCAUGUGCUAACAUUCAGUACAAGUGGAUCAGUUAGUGAACAUCUAGUUUUGCAUCCUCAAUUAGAAACUGGAAAUUUCAUUAUCAGAGCUAUCUGGUUACCAGGCUCACAAACUAUUUUAGCUCUGAUUACUGCUGAUUUUGUAAAAUUAUGAUCUCAGCAAAGAUGCCCUUAGCCCCAGUAUUACUUUUUAGUUCCAACAGGAAAAGUAAGGGACUGCACCUUUGUUACCAGGUUAGAUGGAGUAUUUUAUAUGUUAUUAAUGGCUUCUGUUGGUUAUAUUUACACCCAACCCAUGGUAGAAGAAUCUCAUGCCAAACACGGUCCAUUUUAUGUGACAAAUACUUUAGAAAUCUCACAUCCUGAUAUUACCGAUAUUAAAGGUCAAAUUGGAGGAGGAGGAGUGUCAAUAUAUUAUUCACACACUUUACAAAUGCUAUUUUUUAGCUAUUCACAGGGGAAGAGCUUUAUGGCGCCAAUGUAUAAUGUGGAUAGUGGUUUGUGCAGUAUUAUACCAAUUGUUCUAUCGACUAGUAUCACAAAAGGCGGUUCUAAAUCAGCUAGCACUACACCUCAGCCUCUAUGCCAAUGGAUGGAAGUUUCAUCACAUCCUGGACUUAUAUGCGCUUCAUUGCAGAGUAGUAACAAUCCAGUUGUUUUUAUGCUAAAUCCUGAUACUGUUUUGGUACAAGAAGUGAAAGUGAUUCCAGCAAAAGCCAAAAUUAUGGAUAUGGUAGCCAUCCGUCAUUCUGCUCCUAGUGUUGAUAAUAAAACAACACUAAUUUUACUUUGUGAAGAUGGCAGUUUACGUAUUUAUGCUGCUUCUAAUAAACACACUGGUUAUUGGUUAUCACCUACGGUCCAACCACCACUAGCUGUAAUUAAAUCGACUAAACGAUUGUCAAAAAAGAUGGGACUUAAGAAUGGGGUCAAUAAUAAUAAAUCAGCAGGUGCACAACAAUUUCCCAUCGAUUUCUUUGAAUUUUGCAUGGCCAUGAGUGAUGUUGAAUUUGGUGGUAAUGAUUUGCUGCAGAUCUAUAAUCCAGUUCAACUAAAACAUAGGUUAAAUUCAACUGGCAUGUAUGUAGCUUCGACAAAAGCAACUGGAUUUACAUUAGAAGUUACAAAUUCAGAUAAUAACAUGGUUAUGUGUGGUGUCAGAGUUCAAAUGGGUAAUCAGGAUGUCGUCCGCACACCAGCAUAUGUAGAAAUAUUAGGUAGAUGUAUACAAACAACUUGUAUUCGCACACGAUGGUUUGAUAUUCCCUUAACACGUGAAGAAAGCUUACAGUCUGAUAAAAAGUUGAAUAUUUUAUUUGGUCCAUCUCAAGAUCCAGAUGGUGUGAUCAUGGUUGAUAAUGUUAAAAUUUAUGGCAAAACUAAAGAUACUUUUGGAUGGCCGGAAGAACCUGAUGAUGCUGGAGCUAACUCUACAGUUGCAUCAUCAAACAAUAAUCAAAAUAGUCAAAAUUCAUUGGAUUCAGAUUCAAAUCAGAAAAAUGUUUUAAUUACUCCAUUAGAUAAAUUGAUAUCUGGUUUACUGGAAGUUAUAGAAGGUAGCUUUUUGGUAUGCCAAUUUCAACCUAAUGAUCCACUACGAAGUUUAGCAUUUGGAACCACAUCCAAGUUAAUAACUAUGCCUACUAUAUUGCAAAUUCAAAUGAAUACUCAAGCUGUGAUGGCUGCACUUCAUGGAACUAAAUCUAGCUUUCAUGCUUAUAAAGAUCAAGUUCUUCUUAAUCAUGUUUCUGAACAGCUGAAUUCUAUGAGUAAUAAUCAAGAUUGCAAAGAUUUAGAUCCCGAAGGAUUUUAUAGAUUGCUUCUGAUAAUUCGCAAUAUGGCUGUAUCCAGACCUGCUAAUUUAACGAAAUUUGCAGCUGCCUUGGGUGAAAGUAAACAUAUUAUGGAUCAGUUUAUGGAUGUUUUAUGGUCAUUACAUGAGGUUUCUCCUGUAAACAAAUUCAUUAGUUGUGCAGUAAGUUCUGGAUUACCACAUACUGAAUCUGUGGUUUUCUGCAUGGUGGAAAUAAUUCAUGCAUUUAUGCUAAAUGAAUCAUCUUUGGUUGCUCUUGGCUGUCGUUUGUACAUGUCCAUGUUAUCAAGUAAGGAUACCCAGAUUAGUUUUACAAGCAAACAUGCAAUUAUUCAGAUGCUCAGGCCAAGACCUCGUAUAUUGUGUUCUGAACAGCAAGGUGCAUCUGCUUCCAGCAGUGAAGUUGCUUUGACAGUCACUUCUUGUGCAAGCAGUAGUGGUAACAAAGCUAGUAGCAGUAGAGGAUCAAAUAGAAGCAAAGUUAAAACUUCCGGUGUAGUUGAACAGCCAGCAAGUCAAAGUUCAGUUAGACCCUCUCGUGUGAAUCCUGUUGCUUCUUCAGUUCCUCAACAACAAAGACAAUUGGAGCCGGACAUACAGGAUAUUGAUACAGCUCCAAGUCACCCAAGUUUAGCAUCUUUAGAAGCGUUUUUGGCUGCCCCAGGUGGUUUCCCGCCACUGAUGGAUUUACCACCAGAUGCAGAUGAUGAAGCCAUGGUUGAGUUAGCAAUUGCUUUAAGUUUGCAAGAUCAUGAAGGUGGACUACAUGCUUUACAACAAGGACUGGCCAAUCUUCAGAACCUGGGCGCUAAUCUACAUAAUAUACAACAAGUGCUAUCUGCUGCAAAUAUUGCGGCUGCUGGUCAUGGUGGUCAUUACAGUGAUACAACUGCUUCUGCAGGAGGCUCGGACGAUGAAGGUUCCACUGCAGCAACAGAUGGCUCUACUUUAAGAACAUCAAUUGCAGAUCAGGGUGGAAGUAAUGGAUCAGAAUCAGGAGGGUCGGGUGCCGAAAGUACUGGCGGUGUUUCUGGACGGAGUAGCUCUUAUGGAGAUACCUUAAUUGGUCCACCAGUUGUAACUAAUGCAUUAUCAGGAAUCAGCAGUACUUCACCGCCCAGGCAAGCCGAUUCAACACCAGCUACAUCUAGUGCAAGCAAUAUACCACCGGUACAGCAACAAUCAUCAUUGACUUCCAUUGAACCUGAAUCCUCUGAUGCAGAGUUGGGGGAAGCUAGUGGAGAACAACUUGCGAUCGAAAUGCCUUUGUCUGCCAAGCACCAAUUGGACUUGGAAAAUGAAGCAUUAGAUAAGGAAACUAAUUUGAAAAUGCAUCAACUUAGAGUUCAAGUCUUAAGUAAUAUGGUUGAUAAUAUGGGUCAAUUAAAAUCAGUUUCUGGAGUUCAAUCUAUUCCAUUUAUGCAGGUAAUAUUGAUGCUAACGACUGAUUUAAAUGGCUCUUCUGAAAAUGAUCGCCAAGUAUUGCAUAAACUUCUAUCAGCUUUAGUACAGGAACUAGGAUUUGCACCAAGGUUUUCGGAAGAUGGAUCAUCGGAAGUAAAUGAAUCUACACAAAAAAGGAUCGUUGAUCUUGAUGAUGUUUAUGUUAGAACACAUUCACGUGAAGUGAAUUUAGUAAUAGUUCGUUUAUUAAGUGUUUUGAUGUCUCGUUCGAAACAACAAUCCAGUAAAUCUCAAGCACACGAGGGAUUAGUAUUUGUAUCUAGGAUGGCAGCUAAUUUACUUCAUAAAAGUGGUGUUGUCGAGUAUUGCCACAAUUUGUUGACGAAGUUAUUAGAGUAUUGGAGUGCACCAACUGUUUUAGAAGAAGCGUCUUCUGGAGGAGUAAGUUGUACACUACUUAAAGAACAUCUACCUAACACAUUACCUGAUAUGCAACCAUUUUUCUUAAGACAAUAUGUGAAAGGUAAUAGUCCAUUUUACAUUCCAGGUCAUUGUACAGAUGUAUUUGAAGAAUAUCCACAGUUGCUGACCGAAAUGGCUGUGAGGUUACCAUAUCAGAUACAAAAACACACGGAAGGUGGACAAUCUCUGGGAAAGCAUUGGUUGGAUACACUUUGUGAAUACAUGAUGAACCCGAAUACAUCAUUCGCUAAAAGACAAGUUCGAAAAAUGUUACUCUUCUUAUGUGGACAUAAAGGAAAAUAUAGGCAACUGCGAGAUGUUCACUCUUUACAUACACAUUUUAAGGCAAUUAGGUCUUUUUGUGAUGAUCCUACCUCCUUGCCAUAUGACUACCUUGUUGAUUUGGUGGAGCAUUUGAAAGCAUGUUUGGAAGUUGCUUCUGUAAGAACUGGAAAUUGGCAGAAAUAUUGCAUAGCUAAUGAUGGUGUAGUACCAUUUCUUAUGCAAGCUAGCUGUCUGCUAGAUGAAGGUGUAUCCUCAAUUAUCUUGCAACUUCUUCAGUCUGCUAUCUGCAACAAUAAUAAAUUGUCAACAUCUGAUACGAACAAAACAGUACCAACAAUUUCUAGUUUAAGCUCCUCUAUAACAACGCCUAUUUCUGCACAAUCUUGUACAACACCUUCUGCCAGAUCAUCAGCCAAAGAUCGCAAAGAGCGCGAUAAAUCUGAAGAAUCUGACAGUACUGAUUCUAAAUUCGAAGAUUCUCAAUGUGCUGUUCUUGUGAAUCAGAUUAAUGCACAAGUCAGUACAGAAGUAUUGCGUAAAUUUAUAAAAACAUUUUUGUUAGAGACAAACUCAACAAAUGUUAGGUGGCAGGCACAUGCACUUUUAUUAUCUAUGUAUAUUAAUUCUAGUCCAUCUCAGAAAGAGGCUUUACUUGAAUUACUUUGGAAUUUGUUACAGUUUCUUCCAGCUUAUGGCAGAAGAACUGCACAAUUUGUAGAUCUCUUAGGCUAUUUUUCAUUAAAGACCAAAGAUAUAGAGAGUAAGAUGAGUACAUACAUGGAACAAGCAGUGCUAGUUCUCCAAGCGCAAAAUCAAUUGCUAUCUCAACAUAGUAAUGCUCAAUUAUAUAGCGGUUUAUCUCAAUAUGUUGAAUUAGAAGGAUAUUACUUAGAAUCUGAACCAUGUCUUGUAUGCAACAAUCCUGAAAUUCCUUUCAGCACUAUUAAAUUGAGCUCUAUAAAAGUUGAUUCCAAGUUUACCACAACAACAACUAUAGUAAAAUUGGUUAACAGUCAUACAAUAAGUAAAAUAACAUUGAGAAUAGCAGAUUUGAAAAGAAACAAAAUGGUUAGAGUUAUAAACAUUUAUUAUAAUGACCGAACUGUCCAAGCUGUUGUGGAAUUAAAAAAUAAACCAGCCCUUUGGCAUAAAGCUAAAAAGGUAACAUUAUCAUCUGGUCAAACUGAUGUAAAAAUAGAUUUUCCCCUUCCCAUAACUGCUUGCAAUUUGAUGAUCGAGUAUGCAGAUUUUUAUGAGACUGUUCAGGGUACAAGUGAAUCUUUGCAAUGCCCUAGAUGUAGUGCAGCUGUUCCUGCUCAUCCAGGUGUAUGUGGAAAUUGUGGGGAAAAUGUUUUCCAAUGCCACAAAUGCCGUGCUAUAAAUUAUGAUGAGAAGGAUCCAUUUUUAUGCCAUGCUUGCGGUUUUUGCAAAUAUGCCAAAUUUGACUAUUCUCUAUUUGCUCGACCUUGUUGUGCUGUAGACACAAUUGAAAAUGAUGAUGAUCGCCGAAAAACUGUUCAAAACAUCAAUAACUUGCUAGAGAAAGCUGACAGAGUGUAUCAACAACUCAUCAAUAAUAAACCAGUAUUAGAGCUUUUAGUAAAGAAAGUAUCUGAGCAUCGUUCUGAUUUUAAUGUUGAUGAUACAAUGGGUGGUUUUGUCGUAAAUUCAACAUCUCAAGUCAAUAAAGUUGUGCAACUUAUAGCCCAAAAAUACUGUGUUGAAAGUAAAAACUUUUUUGAAGAUUUGAGUAAAAUAUUACAAAAAGUAGAAGCUAGCAGAAAAGAGCUAAUAGCAUAUGAUAAAAAGCAGAUGGACUUUGUAGUAGUAAUGAACUCAGACAUGUGUAAAAGUGCAACUACUAAAAAUAGAUGCUAUGGAUGUGCUUUGGCAGCUACAGAACAUUGUUUAACUUUAUUACGUGUGAUGGCAACAUUUGCACCUUGUAGGUGGUAUUUAAUACAUAAACAAGGGGUUCUGCAAGAAUUAGUAAAUCAUAAUUUACGUGGUGGUACACACCAGAUUCAAGAAGAAGUUCGUCAAUUAUUGUGCCUUUUAACAAAAGACUGUACUCAAGAUACUGAAUUACUUUGCACUCUUCUAGUCGAUAGAAUAACUUUAGCAUUGAAAGCUCAAGUUACUUUUUGUGAUUUUUAUCCGGGGGUUCGUCAUGAAAUGGCAUUAUUAGCUGAAUUGGUAGCUCAAGAAGACAACUGCUGGGAAAUGAAAUUGAGAACUGUGAUGAAAUUAUUUAUUUUGGGAUGCAAUGAAACUCGUAGCCCAGCAGUAAUGGAAGCAAUCGUUUUGCCUUGUCUAAGAAUAUUACAGUCUGUGGUGUCACCAGCUCAACCUACUAGUCAACUGAAUAAGAAUAAAACACUGAGCAGCUUGUCCAGCAUCUGCCCACCUGAGGGAAUCACAAUCAACUUAGACAAGUGGUUAAAUAGUGACAACAAUGAAUCAUUCUUAAGCUGGAAGCAGAAAAUGCCUAAAAGAUCACAAGUGGAAACUGCAAGUGAUAAACAAAAUCUUAAUGAAACAUCUGUAACCGAUACCAAAGAUCAAGAUGAUGUUCCAGUUGAUAAAAAUGCUUUAAAAAAGCAAACAAAAGAGAGAUACCUUUUGGAAAAAUAUGCUUAUAGAUGGAGACAUAAGAUUCAAAGAAUGCAUGGAUUAAGAGCACUUAAUUUAGAUGGAACUUGGUUGAAGCAAGUGUUGUUUAGUCCACGCUCUCGUUUGGCAAGGCAGGUUGCCUGUACAAUUGUUCAAUCGUUAAGUCAAACACAUGAGAGACAUAGAGAAAUGUUAUGUCUUCUAACAGGCUAUCUUCAGGAAAUUGGAAGAUCCGGUAAAAGCAGUGAUGAAUUUUUAGCAUUAUACAAGUCAUUAAUGGAUGAGGCACCGUGGAAACAAUUUCUUGCUUUAAAAGGUGUAUUAAUGCAUUUGGCUGAUUUAUUAACAAAAGAAAUACAAGAUAUACACCAUCUUGAGGAAACAACUUUAACUGCAGAUAUUGCACAAGGUUACGCUUUGAAACAAAUCACCGAGUUAUUAUCAUCUUUUCUUGAGGAUACUUCUAUACGACAAGCUUAUAAAGGUAGGCUUGUCGGAGCAGUUUUAGGUGGAUAUCUUUCAUUAAAAAGUUUAGUAGUACAAAGAACCAGGUUGAUUGAUGAUACCCAAGAACAAUUAUUAGAGAUGUUAGAAGAAAUGACCACUGGAACCGAAGCUGAAACAAAAUCCUUUAUGUCUGUGUGCAUGGAAACAGUAAAUAAAUAUCCAUUGAUGGAUGUUCGAACUCCUGUAUUUAUAUUUGAAAGACUUUGCUCAAUUAUUUAUCCAGAAGAAAAUGAUAUUGGGGAAUUUUUCUUAUCUCUUGAGAAGGAUCCUCAACAAGAAGACUUUUUACAGGGUCGCAUGUUGGGUAAUCCAUAUUCCAGUAAUGAACCUGGUCUUGGACCAUUAAUGAGAGAUGUUAAAAAUAAAAUUUGUCAAGAUUGUGAAUUAGUAGCAUUAUUAGAAGAUGACAAUGGUAUGGAAUUACUGGUCAACAACAAAAUCAUGAGUUUGGAUCUUCCAGUGAAAGAAGUUUAUAAAAAGGUGUGGUUGGCUGAACAAUGCGAAGGAGAAUCAAUGAGAGUUGUUUAUAGAAUGAGGGGUCUUCUUGGAGACGCUACUGAAGAAUUUGUUGAAACACUCAGAGCAAAAACUCAACAAUCAGUUGAUAAUGAAGAACUGUAUAAAAUGGCCAAUGUACUUGCAGAUUGUGGAGGAUUACAGAUUAUGCUUGAUAGGCUAAAUGCUAUUCAAAAUGUUUCAAGGUCUAGACCACUUUUGCAAGUGCUACUUAAAUUAUUCAGAUUAUGUGUAAAAGUUAAAAAAUGCCAAGAAGUAUUAUGCAGGCCGGAUCUAAGUUCUGUAUCCGUAUUUUUGAAGGUCCUACAACUAUGUCUGCAAAGUGAAUCAGAUUCACAGUUAGCAUCUGUAACGGAACAAUUACUUGAUAUUAUGGAAACAAUACUUUCUAAAGCCGCAAAUGAAUCACUAGCAUCAUUUUUGCAAUUUUCAUCAACAUUUGGAGGCCCCGAAUAUGUGCAGGCAUUAUUAUCGUGCACUAAUAAUUCAUCUGUAAGAAACAAUCCAUCAGUUCUGAAUCAUCUUACAAGAGUUGUAGCAGCAUUAGUUUAUGGAAAUGAUAUUAAAAUGGCUUUAUUGUGUGAACACUUUAAGAAAUGUUUAGAUUUCAAUCAAUUUGAUUUUGAGCGAACGGCUGAAGAUGAAUUUAGAUUAGAAUUAUUCUGUGUACUUUGUACUGGCAUAGAGAAGAACUGCAUAGGCGGUACUUUGAAAGAUUACAUAAUAUCUUUAGGAAUGGUCAAAAAUGCAUUAGAGUAUAUUACAAUGCACGCUCCUUGUGUUAAACCUACAUUGUUAAGAACAGAUUCAGAUGAAUUGAAAGAAUUUAUUUCUAAGCCUGCUUUGAAAUAUAUUUUAAGAUUUUUAACAGGAUUAGCUACUGAACAUGAAGCUGCACAGAUACUGAUAUCUCAAGAUAUAAUUCCCAUAAUACACAGACUUGAACAAGUGUCUUCAGAUGAGCAUGUUGGAUCGUUAGCAGAAAAUCUUCUUGAAGCCUUGAGAACAGAUCCUGCGACUGCAGCGAGAGUACAACAAGUUCGUGAUUUUACAAGAGCAGAGAAGAAAAGAUUAGCAAUGGCUAUGAGAGAGAAACAACUUGGAGCUAUGGGCAUGAGAACAAAUGAUAAAGGCCAGGUUACGGCUAAAUCUACAAUACUGCAGCAAAUGGAAGAUCUAGGCGAGGAAACUGGUUUAGUUUGUGUAAUUUGUAGAGAAGGGUACAAAUGCCAGCCAACAAAAGUUUUAGGUGUAUAUACCUUCAGCAAAAGAUGUAAUGUUGAAGAAUAUGAUUCUAAGGCAAGAUGGACGAUGGGAUAUACUACUGUCACACAUUUCAAUGUUGUGCAUUUUGAAUGUCAUAUGAGUGCAGUUAGAUUGGCUAGAGCAAGAGAUGAGUGGGAAAGUGCUGGCUUACAAAAUGCUAACACGAGAUGUAAUGGUUUGUUGCCAUUGUGGGGAAUGCAAGUUCCCGAACUAGCAUUUGCCAGCAGUCUUGCCAGACAUGACACAUAUUUGCAGGUAUGCACAGGACAUCGUGAUAUUGGUUACUCUUCAACUAUUCAUGACUUAAAAUUGCUGCUCUUGCGGUUUGCCCAAGAAAAAAGUUUUCACGAAGAUGCUGGUGGAGGUGGUCCACAAUCAAACAUGCAUUUGGUCCCAUAUCUUAUUCACAUGGCUUUAUAUGUUAUAAACACAACACGGACAGCUGGUCGGGAGGAAAAAUCUUUAGUGACUUACCUUGACACAUCAAUGGGUGAAAGAUGCAUAGAGAGUGCUCACGAGGCAGAGGGUCCUUUAUAUUCAGCCACUAUGUCAUUGCAUAUUCAUUCUGGACGACGAUGGAAGCGACAUAGAUUGACCCAUUUACGAAGGCUAAUUAUUUUGGCUCAUGUAAGAAGAGCACAUCACAUAGGACCAGUAAGAAGCAUUGAAGGUCAUAAGGUUCCAUAUGCCUAUGCAGUAUAUAAACCAUAUCUUAUGUUCUUUAGUCUCAUUGAUUUGGCUUACAAGCAUUUUUUCAAGAAUGUACCAGAAGAUGAUUCGUGGCCCAUAGAUUUAGCAUUGUUUAUUCGAAGAAGCGACGAGCAGUUGAUAAGAUCUUCUGAAGCGUUAUUAACAGCUUAUAACGAAGAAUUUCUGCCUUGUACUUCUUUUGAAGAGUUUUGUGAUGUUGCAGGUCUAUUAGAAGAAAUACCAGAGCCAGCAAAUUAUAUACCGGAUAUUUUGAAUGGUUUACCAUAGAGAAAUAUUACUCAAUUUUCAUAUGUUUAUACAUGUUCUAUAUACUAAGUGUGUUGUAACCAGAUCAUCUGAAUAACCCACAGACCUAUAAUUUCAUCAAAUAUAUGAUUGUUAAAGUGCUUACUUUAAUA
This is a messenger RNA of Ctenocephalides felis (cat flea), 16139 nucleotides long. Its product is annotated as protein purity of essence-like. The record is from RefSeq and is a predicted model, not a curated record. Lineage: Eukaryota; Metazoa; Arthropoda; Insecta; Siphonaptera; Pulicidae. Gene Ontology annotation, molecular function: zinc ion binding.